ACGAGAAACAAACGCACAAGAAAACCCUCUCUUACUGACUCCUUCUGCUCUCCGUUUGUCUCGCCCGUCUCGCUUGUUGGCCCUAGGGCCCUCGAUUCGAGUUCCGAUCAUCGCGUUGCCAUCGUUGCAGUCCAUCACGAUCCUUGAGUCAAUACACACAUACUACCACAACCAGUGUUCCCAGACAUCGGCAAACAUGUCCUCUACGACCACUCCACCUGUGAUCAGGGUGGAAUACUGCGGCUCCUGAGGGUAUGGGCCGCGUUAUCGGGAAUUGGCCCAGAAGAUUCUGGCCGAGAUUCCCGGUGCGCAGGUCGAAGGAUCCGUGGGUCGACGCUCUUCGUUUGAAGUGGUCAUCAACAACAUCGAGGUCCACUCCAAGCUCAAGACCAUGGCCUUCCCGGAUUUUGACGAGGUGGUCCGGAUCGCCCAGGAAGUGUCCAAGGGCUCGGAGCCCCAGCAAGUGGCAAAGAUGCAAUCCUCGAGCUGCACUGUUAUGUAAUUUGCCGAGCUGGACUUGAGGUUUUGCCAAGGAACGGGAUCGUGACGAGGCAAGCCAACGGUGGAUUCGGAUCGAUUAUGAAGGCCAAAUCGAUAAGGCUGAUUGGCCACGAUUUUAGCUUGAAGACCCAUGCGAUUUCGACACUGGAAGCUGCCUUAUUCCCGACAGUUCCAAUAAAUCAUUCGACUUUC
Molecule: messenger RNA, 693 nt
Organism: Tigriopus californicus
Lineage: Eukaryota; Metazoa; Arthropoda; Copepoda; Harpacticoida; Harpacticidae
Product: migration and invasion enhancer 1-like
Exons: 2
Biological process (GO): positive regulation of filopodium assembly; negative regulation of apoptotic process
Source: RefSeq, a predicted model, not a curated record